Molecule: messenger RNA, 1983 nt
Organism: Aspergillus niger
Lineage: Eukaryota; Fungi; Ascomycota; Eurotiomycetes; Eurotiales; Aspergillaceae
Exons: 4
Coding region: 1-1983 (660 amino acids)
Biological process (GO): DNA-templated transcription; regulation of DNA-templated transcription
Molecular function (GO): zinc ion binding; DNA binding; DNA-binding transcription factor activity, RNA polymerase II-specific
Source: RefSeq, a predicted model, not a curated record
AUGGACAGGCCUUCCAAGCGGCCGCGGCUGUCGAUGGCCUGCAACAUCUGUCGCCAGCGCAAGGUCAAAUGCGACGCAGAGUAUCCCAAGUGCCGCAAUUGCCGCCUGCGCAACCAACAGUGUAUCACCACCGAUCCUCAGCGACCAGGAGUGACUGGCAUUCGAGAAUGGCUGGAUAUACCGGACAAACAGACCCCUCAGAACGAAGAUCAGCCUCAGCAUCCGGCAGUGGGCGAUCAGAAUCACCAAGAGGCGACUGACUCCCCACCGAAGUUGUCGCCAAACGAGGUCUCACCUGUGCAUCAUCCGUUCGACGUCUCGUUCAAUGUGGAACAUGGCACCGACAAGGUUAAGAUCAUGGGUGGGAGUAGUUCGCAAUGUUUGGCGAAAUCUCUCGAUGUCUACUUCAAGGCUGCCCGUCUCAAGCCGGUAUCGGGCUGCUUCCGGUACGGGAUGAGACAUGCGGAGGAACUUGACCUGCCCUUAUCUCUGUCUUUGCCGGAGUUACCGGACCGUGACCGACGAGAACGCUAUCUAUCCGCCUAUAUCUCUCGCAUACACCCUCUGUAUCCUAUCUUCAAUACAGCCCGACUCCGUGCGGGCCAGGGCGCAACCGUGGACGGUGAUCGCUACUUGCAAGCAGCGGCGUGUCUACUGGCCCAUGUUAUUAUCAUCCCGUAUCUCCCGACGGUGCAGACAUUGCUCCUUUUCACCAUGGUAUAUCGCGGACGGAACCAGGAAGGUCUGGCCUGGCAAACACUAGGCAUGGCCAUUCGGACUGCUUAUACACUGGGGAUCAACCGGACAUCUACAUCCAAUUCCGAAGGAAAGAAUAUCGAACGACGCGUGUGGGCAGUCUGUUGGUGCCUGGAAAAGAUGAUGCAUCUGGAAUCGGGACGACCAACCGUCAUCGGAUAUCAGCAUCCUAGGCCAGAGGAUGCUCUAGGAGAGAGUAAAUUUCUGCAGUGGCACGUCGAGCUUGGGGAAUACCAAGGCAACAUCAGUGACCAUCUUUACAGCCAUCAAUCAGGGACAAGGGAUGUACGACAGAUACUCUUGGAUACAGCGCGACUUGACCGCGAACUGUUGUCCUGGGCCAAUCGGGUCCCUAGUGACCUGCGUCCGGGGAGCGAUAUCUUCUGCGCGGACGAAGAGUUUCAUGCAGCCGCGUUUCUGUCCAUCCAGUACCACAGCACGCUGAUCUCGCUGCAUCGCGCGGCCCUCAUUGCCCCGACAUUGAGCUUUGAGGAAGAAGUGGCAAGGUAUUGCUCCGAUGAGCCAUCGCAGUUUCGAAUGCGUCAUGGAGAGUCAAUCUGCGUGAGCAGCGCUCGAGCGAUUGCUAAACUUAGUGUCCAGCUGUCGGAACGCAAGGCAGACUCGCAGAUCAUUACGGCUGGACCGUCCCUUUUGGCUUGCAUUGUGCUGGCCAUCUUCCUGAUUAAGCAUCCAGGUUCUCGGUUGCAGGCCAUGGAUUUGCAGCUUCUCAAAGCGUGUUUAGAGUAUAGUAGCCAGCACCUAUCUCGAUACGACCCCGACCCACGAUUUAUAGAAGGUAUCGCGGCUAUCUACGAACAAUGCAACGCCCAUCUCCGGUCCUGGUCGGCUGCAGAAGCCAAAAGGCGGCCACAAAGUCGUGACAGUCUCGCAAAACUUAAUCCGCUUCCCACGCCAGCAGUUGACGACUCGCUGCCACCUUGGAGGCUUACCGGAGUGAUGCAGCCAAGCGAUCUGCACAAACAGAGCAGCGGUGGAUACCAAUCUCAGCGUGUGAUGCAAUCAGCUGUGUCUACACCUGCCAUAGACCAUGAAGGACAUGACCAUCUAGACUCAUUAGGAUUUUCCAGCACAUCAAUGUUAGAUGGGUUCGUCGCGGAGGGAGUCAAUGUGGAUCAAGUAUUUCCUUUUGAGGGAUACAAUGUGGAGGAACUGUGGAAUUGGAUGGGAUGCCUGGAUAGUCCUGGAUCAAUGCCUGAUAUACGGUAG